AUGGGAAAACAAAUUUGUAAAAUUUGCUACAACAGAAUAAAGAAGCCUGUACUUUUGAACUGUGGGCAUGCCUUUUGUGCUUCCUGCGUGUAUGACUUCUUAAAGAAAAACACGAAAUGCCCAAUUUGUCAAAAACCGAUCAACCCGUCAAAAAUUGUUUACAUAUUCCCCAUUUCUGAGCACCAAGAACCAGAUGAUGACACAAGGUUUAACUUUGCAGAGGAUUUCAGGAACCUUGCAACUUUAGAACCAAAUAAUAAACAUUUAGUAAUAAAUGAAGACAUAUUUUCUGUCAGCAUAUAUAAUGAUGAAGAAACUGAAGAGCAAAUUACAAUACAAGACGAACAAAAUCAAAACAAUGAUUUGCACCUUGAAACUCAAGAAAUUUUUGAUGAUUUACCUGAUCAAAACGUAAACAAUGAUGCAACUCUAAAUGAAAAUGCUACCGGAAAUGAAAUUAAUGAUACUGAAAACCAAGAAAUUCCUGACCAAAUAGAAAAUGAAGAAAAUCAACAAGAUAUCAGACCAAAUGAGGUAACAAUAGGCUUACAAUAUACAAAUAACUAUACACAACCACAACAACAAGAAAAUACAGAAGUAAAUGAAAAAUUAAACACGACAUUACAAACAGAUAGGCCUAAUGACCCUUCAGAAGAUUGUUCCGAUGAUCCCCCUAUACAAAAUAAUACUUUCCAAGAUAAUCAAAUAAGAAUUGAAAUUAAUGAGGCUGAAGAUCGAAUUGAUAUCAUUCCUCAGCCAAAUCCCCAAUUUCCAAAUCGUAAGCUACAGCUACAAACGCUUUUACAAGAAGAAAUCAAGAAAAUAAUUAUGCCUCAAUUAAAAACUAACUACGAGCUUGUUAUCGAAUACUAUAAAAACCAAGAAGCAACAAAUGAUGACGAUGAAAGAAGAAAAAUCGAUCCGAAAUUAAGCAUCGAAAUUAUUGAAAACGGAAUUAAAAAUGACAAGUCCCCACGACUUCCCAAAGAAGAUAACUGGAUUUUGUUUAUAUUCCAAUCAAUUUUCAGUGUUUCUUUUCUUGUAUCUCUUACAUCUUUUGGAAUGACCGGUGCUGGCCCUGCAAUUUUCUAUGUGAUCGUCACUUUAUUCAAUUCUAUAUUCCAAAUGUUAAUGUAA
Messenger RNA from Trichomonas vaginalis G3, 1137 nucleotides. Its product is annotated as RING/U-box family. Gene Ontology annotation, molecular function: ubiquitin-protein transferase activity; protein binding; zinc ion binding. The transcript has a single exon. Bases 1 to 1137 code for a protein of 378 amino acids. NCBI's taxonomy places the organism in Eukaryota, Parabasalia, Trichomonadida, Trichomonadidae. Gene Ontology annotation, cellular component: peroxisomal membrane; peroxisomal importomer complex. The record is from RefSeq and is a predicted model, not a curated record. Gene Ontology annotation, biological process: protein monoubiquitination; protein import into peroxisome matrix.